Petromyzon marinus (sea lamprey) is the source of this 1771-nucleotide messenger RNA. Lineage: Eukaryota; Metazoa; Chordata; Hyperoartia; Petromyzontiformes; Petromyzontidae. The record is from RefSeq and is a predicted model, not a curated record.
CGCUGAGCUAUGAACCCGGCCACCCGGGUUCGAUUUCCGCUCACGGCCAACACCGGUGACGAUUAUCUGAACCGGUCUUUGCAUUCGUGUGUGGAAGCGACUCUGCAAGGACGUGGUUAAGCAGCGGAACCAAGCUCAGCAAGGGAACUGACUUGCUUGCUCCAUUGCCGAGGCAGCCAUGAACCGACAAGGUGGGAAGGCGUACGGGUUGCUCAAGGAGCAGCAGGAAGACAAACUGGAGGGCAUCAACAAGGAGUUUUUGGAGUCCUCUAAGUACGAUGACGUGGAAGACCUCGGAGCUAAACUGGAGACGUUCAAAAAGAAGUACAUGGAGUUCGACGUGAAUGACGAAGGAGACAUUGAGCUCAUGGGCCUCAAGCAGAUGCUGGAGCACCUAGGGCAGGCGCGGACUCACCUGGAGCUCAAGAAGAUGAUCCAGGAGGUGUCCUCGUCCGCGUCGCUCGACUCCAUCUCCUACCGAGACUUCCUGCGCAUGAUGCUCGGCAACAAGUCUGCCGUGCUGAAGCUGAUCAUGAUGUUCGAGUCGAAAAAGGAGGAGGAGGCUCGCCCCAGCGGGGUCGCUCCCAAGAGGACCGUGUCCAGCCUGCCCUGAACGACGCCUCAUUCGCUCAUUCAUUCACUUUGAUUCGUUCGCUCACUUUGAUUCGUUCACCCGCUUCCAUUCGCUCGUCCAUUCCGCCAGAGGGGACCGUGCCCAGCCAGCCCCGAACGACGCCUCAUUCGCUCAUUCAUUCACUUUGAUUCGUUCACUCACUUUGAUUCGUUCACCCGCUUCCAUUCGCUCGUCCAUUCCGCCAGAGGGGACCGUGCCCAGCCAGCCCCGAACGACGCCUCAUUCGCUCAUUCAUUCACUUUGAUUCGUUCACUCACUUUGAUUCGUUCACUUUCGUUCACCCGCUUUCAUUCGCUCGUCCAUUCCGCCAGAGGGGGCCGUGUCCAGCCUGCCCCGAACGACGCCUCAUUCGCUCAUUCAUUAACUUUGAUUCGUUCGCUCACUUUGAUUCGUUCACUUUCGUUCAUUCGCUUUCAUUCUCUCGUCCAUUCCACCAGAGGGGACCGUGUCCAGCCAGCCCCGAACGACGCCUCAUUCGUUCAUUCAUUCACUUUGAUUCGUUCACUCACUUUGAUUCGUUCACUUUCGUUCACCCGCCUUCAUUCGCUCGUCCAUUCCGCCAGAGGGGGACCGUGUCCAGCCUGCCCCGAACGACGCCUCAUUCGCUCAUUCAUUCACUUUCUUUCGUUCGCUUUCAUUUACUCACUUUCUUUCGUUCACUUUCAUUCGUUCACCUUCAUUCGUUCAUCCAUUCCGCCAAAGAGGACCGCGUCCAGCUUGCCCUGAACUACAGAUCAAACGUCCCCUCUCAUUUAUUCACUUUAAUCAAUUGACUUUCAUUCAUUCACUUUCAUUCAUUCACUCAUUCCCCUUCCAAGAGAACCGCGCCCGGCCUGCCCUGGCAGACGUGUGACCAACAUACUCAUUCACUCAUUCACUCUCCCUCCCUCCCUCCGACUCGCUCGCACAUUGAAGUCAUUCGCUCAUUUACAUAUUCAUCCAUUCACUUGGCUCAUUCACUCUCCCUCCCUCCCUCCGACUCGCUCGCACAUUGAAGUCAUUCGCUCAUUUACAUAUUCAUCCAUUCACUUGGCUCAUUCACUCACCCACUCGCACAUCGUCUAGAGACGUAACUCAAUGUGAUGUUGAUUGUUGUUGAUGUUGUUUGGAUGAUCUUUAAAUCGCCGCUAAUCGCCA